AUGGCGAGCGAUCUGACAUCCUCUUCCCUCCCCAACACCACCCCCCCUAACAGUCUAGAGCCAUACACCACGCUGCUGCAAUGGAUGACCCAAAACGGUGGCCGUCUGCAUGAAAGCGUUCAAAUAGCCAAGGACGAGCGUCGCGGCGUGCACCUCCAAGUACGAAAGGACUGGGCUGCCGGCGCCGUCCCCACCGGCACGCACAUCAUCCAGACGCCCCUGGCCUCGACCAUGUCGUACUUCAACGCUAUUGACUACGCCGGCGGGAGUGCUGUGUUCCCCGCGCACGGGGUGCAUCUCCCGCGGGCGUUCAUGGACGCCGUCGGCACCGACGAGACGUCGAUUUUCUUUCUGAUCGGGCAGUUUCUGCGCGGAGCGGACGGCUUCUGGGCCCCGUAUUUGCGGACGUUGCCGCAGCCGGGAGAAUUGACGACGCCGGUGUAUUAUGGCGAGGGGGAUGUGGGGUGGUUGGCCGGGACGAGUCUGUUGGCGGCGAGGGAGCAGAAGACGAGCUUGUUGAGAGAGAAGUAUGAGCGGGCGACGAAGGUGUUGGGGGAGUUGGGGUUUGAGGGGUGGGAGCUGUAUACAUGGGAUCUCUAUAUUUGGGCUUCGACGAUUUUCGUCUCGCGCGCCUUCUCGGCCAAGGUACUCUCUGGAGUCAUUCCGGACGAGGAGCUGCCGGAGGAAAACGUCUCGGUUCUUUUGCCGUUUAUUGAUGUCUUGAAUCAUCGUCCCUUGGCAAAGGUGGAGUGGCGGGCUGGGAAGGACGAUGUUUCAUUCGUGGUGUUGGAGGGCGUUUCUGCUGGCGAGGAGAUUGCCAACAACUACGGGCCUCGGAAUAAUGAACAGUUGAUGAUGAACUAUGGAUUCUGUCUUCCGGACAAUCCGUGUGAUUAUCGGAUCGUCAGUCUCCGCGCACCGCCGGGCAGUCCGCUUCAGGUCGCAAAAGCCCAACAGAUCCAGAUGUUCCCUGAGAUGGCUAGUGUGCUGGCUGAUGACCAUUACUACGUGUUUAAUGUCUUUUAUCCCCUCCUUGCUCCCGAUACCCCCAUGGAGCAUUCGAUCUUCUCCCCGGCGCUGUUCAAUGGCGUGUCCAUCUUGGCAGCCAACAACCGGGAAUUAGAGACUUUAGAGAUCUCAGAGCAAGGGGUCCGGAUUGCCGAUGCCUAUGGAAAUUCGCGGACCAUUCUUGCUGCUAUCAGCCAGAUCAUCAUCGAGCUGAUCACUCACAUCGUGAAAUUGAGAUCAUCCGCGGAAGGGCUCGAGAGUCCCGCCAACCUCAAGCAGACUCAUGCAAAGAUAUACCGGAACAGCCAGAUCAUGUUGUCCGAGACAGCACUGGUGAUUGCGGCAUGGACCCUCAAUCGGUCGCGGCAGCAUAGCUUCACCGGAAGCUGGGAGGAAACCAAGCGCCUCUUGAGCGCCCACAUGGGCCGGAUCCCGGCAGGCAAGUUUCCGGAUACCCUCCAGUCCCGGACCCAGGUGCGGAUUCUAGAGCGACAGUCCAUCCUCGCCAACAACGGGGAACUCUUUGCACUGGAGGAACUGCUGAAACUCCUCCCGGCUGAGAUGCAACCCGCCUGCAAAGCGUGCUUCCAAGAGGUUAAUACGACCGUAGAGAAGGCCAUUCCCAUGCUGCGAGGAAGCGGCGAGAAUCCCUUUGCCUUCCCUCUUUUCAUUUGCGCAGUGGCAGCUACCUACAUGACCACGAAGGAUUCCCCCAACGGCUCGCCGUUGUCGCCUCGGCUACUCAAAUGGGCCGGCUUCCUGCUCGAGAAUUACCCGCCCCCUCCUGACGAUGUGCUCUGGGCUGUGGAAGACGAGGACGAUCAAUAUUUACUGACUAUGUUUGACGACGCUCUAGAGGAUAUGAAAGGCCAGAACAAUGGGGUCUUCUCUCAUUUGGCCGCGUACACCGGGGCGUGGGAGGGCGACAACUGGUGGCUUUCCCCCAACUGGGUGCGAUGGGCCUGGAUGCUUGUCGAGCAAGAGAGCGUGUCGGUACCGGAUGAUCCGCUGGGACUGUUAGCUACGGGAGAAGCUGGACAAGGGUCGGUGAUGCUGUCGACGGUGUCGUAUCUGCGGAUUCUCAGCAAGCGCAGGAAUUGCCGCGACUCAACUCCACGACAGCAUCAUAUCUUGUUCCGUUCGCCUUCCCUGCUCCUCCUCCUCCCCCCUCAUUCCCCCUCCCCCAAUUGGGUCCCAGCUGUCACCAUGAUAUCUCGAGCGGCGGCUCCCACGCCUUCCUCCCUCGCCAACCUUUCCUCCCGGUCUCUCCGAGUCCAGGGCCCGGCUGCCCGCUCCUUCGCGACCGUCCAGGACAACGCCCCCCCCGUUCGCGGCCAUGGCGGUCUGCAAGAUCAAGACCGCAUUUUCACGAAUCUUUACAGUCACCAUGGUCCGGAUCUGAAGUCGGCAAUGAAGUACGGUGACUGGCACCGCACCAAGGACAUCGUGUUGAAGGGUCAUGACUGGCUCAUCUCCGAAAUCAAGGCCUCUGGUCUUCGUGGUCGUGGUGGUGCCGGUUUCCCCUCGGGAUUGAAAUACUCCUUCAUGAACUUCAAAGAUUGGGACAAGGACCCCCGCCCCCGAUACCUGGUCGUCAACGCCGAUGAGGGUGAGCCCGGAACCUGCAAGGACCGUGAGAUUAUGCGGAAAGACCCCCAGAAGCUCAUCGAGGGCUGUCUCGUCGUGGGCCGUGCCAUGAACGCCAACGCCGCCUACAUUUACAUCCGUGGUGAAUUCUACCACGAAGCGACCAUUCUCCAGCGGGCCAUCAACGAGGCCUACGAGGCCGGCCUGAUCGGCAAGAACGCCUGCGGCACCGGCUACGACUUCGACGUCUACAUCCACCGUGGUAUGGGUGCUUACAUCUGCGGUGAGGAGACCUCGCUCAUCGAAUCCAUCGAGGGCAAGGCCGGCAAGCCCCGUUUGAAGCCCCCCUUCCCCGCUGCCGUCGGUCUGUUCGGCUGCCCCAGUACCGUCACCAACGUCGAGACCGUCGCCGUGACCCCUACCAUCAUGCGUCGUGGCCCCAACUGGUUCUCCUCGUUCGGUCGUGAGCGUAACGUGGGUACCAAGCUCUUCUGUAUCUCCGGCCACGUCAACAACCCCUGCACCGUCGAGGAGGAGAUGUCCAUCCCUCUGCGCGAGCUGAUCGACCGCCACUGCGGUGGUGUCCGCGGCGGCUGGGACAACCUCCUGGCUGUCAUCCCCGGUGGAUCUUCGACCCCCGUCAUCCCCAAGACCGUCUGCGACGAACAGCUCAUGGACUUCGACGCCCUGAAGGACUCCCAGACCGGUCUGGGAACCGCCGCCGUUAUCGUCAUGGACAAGUCGACUGACAUCGUGCGCGCCAUCUCCCGUCUGUCCACCUUCUACAAGCACGAGAGUUGCGGUCAGUGCACUCCCUGCCGUGAGGGCAGCAAGUGGACCAUGCAGAUGAUGCAACGUCUGGAGACCGGUCAGGCCCGCGAGCGUGAGAUCGACAUGCUCCAGGAGCUCACCAAGCAGGUCGAGGGUCACACCAUUUGCGCUUUGGGUGAGGCCUUCGCCUGGCCCAUCCAGGGUCUGAUCCGUCACUUCCGUCCCGAACUCGAGACUCGCAUCAAGGAAUACCAACAGGAGCUGGGUGGCCAGUCUCCCUACGCCGGUGGCUGGCACCCUAACAGCAAGGCGGAGGGCAAACUGAUCUCCCCUGGCAUGUAA
This is a messenger RNA of Aspergillus affinis, 3708 nucleotides long. RefSeq names its product NADH-ubiquinone oxidoreductase 51 kDa subunit. The record is from RefSeq and is a predicted model, not a curated record. The transcript has 7 exons. Gene Ontology annotation, molecular function: FMN binding; NADH dehydrogenase (ubiquinone) activity; NAD binding. Bases 1 to 3708 code for a protein of 1235 amino acids. Lineage: Eukaryota; Fungi; Ascomycota; Eurotiomycetes; Eurotiales; Aspergillaceae.